This is a messenger RNA of Scleropages formosus (Asian bonytongue), 3414 nucleotides long. Its product is annotated as claudin-20. Lineage: Eukaryota; Metazoa; Chordata; Actinopteri; Osteoglossiformes; Osteoglossidae. The transcript is spliced from 2 exons. Gene Ontology annotation, molecular function: structural molecule activity. Gene Ontology annotation, cellular component: bicellular tight junction; membrane. The record is from RefSeq and is a predicted model, not a curated record. Bases 1161 to 1955 code for a protein of 264 amino acids.
ACAAGGCCUAAUUAUAACCGGGACAAGUUCAUUAAUGGGGAGGGCUUAUGGCCCUGCUAAUGAACACAGUGAUCUUCAUAAUCGUAUGUGUAUAAAUCAGUAUGGCAUUUGUGUUCACACUCAGAGGGUGGUGGGUCCAGCCCGGGGGAGACCUCUCAGCAGGAUCAGACAGGGCCAGGGCAUGGCGAGACCCCUCAGGAAGACUGGGCGGGGUUAGGGAAUGAGGAGACCGAUCGGGAGUAGCAGGUGGGGCUACAGAGUAAGGAGACUGUGUCUCACCGCAGAGCUGCCCAUCUGCCCGCUGUCGUCAUUAAUGUUUCCACGCUCCCGCCCACCCUGUCCUCGGCCACCGCAUCGGGAAGAGGGAGAGCAGGAAGGUUUGUGUUCGUGAGGAGCUGGACAUGGAGAUCGCUGUGAAUUUAGUUUCGCUGUGAUGAGCCUUGGAGUUACUUGGGAUACCACUGAUAUUACCACAGCCUAUGUGGAGUCCAUAUUACUGUUGAUUACUUUCAGCGCAGGUUAUAUACUUUGUGUUUCUCCCUUCUGAAAGUCACAUUCCCACGAAGGCGACUUCCUUUGUCCUGCCCAUGUCACCGUGCAAAAAAGCAGGUUUGCCAUCGCCGUGCUCAACCUUUUAGCGGUUGCAGCAAAAUGGGAGGGGAAAGGCAACUCGCUCGGGUCUGGGGGCCUUUCUGAAUCUCCACAGCUGGUGGAGGAGGAAAGUCUCUCUCUGUGAACCUCAGCAAUUUCUCUGAAAAGGGGAACUGGGUGGACUAACAGCGAUAAUCUUUCAUUUCUAUGGAAUGCCCUCCAAAAGACGGCCAAGUGCUGGAUACUCCAGACAACAGGCACUCAGGAUGACCAACCAGGACAUGUGGAACUCCCCUUCACCGGCUCUGAUGGGGGAAUAAUAGCUUUCCCGCAGUACCCGGCGACCGUCCCGACCGUGACCGUAAUGCCUUCUACCCAGCUGCGGCAGAGGAGUUGAUAACAUCACCAGAUCGAUCUCUCUCGCAGGCCAGUGGAGCCGUUGGUGAGGAGUUUUCGGCUGCCGGGCUCCACACCUGGAGGACAGAGGAGACGCGGCACGAACUCGGGCGCGUGAGUCGAGGACGGCGGCGGGGAGGGGGUAGAGGGAGGACGCAGUGGGACCGGGCGGGAUGGCGUCCACCAGCAUGCAGAUCCUGGCCUUCAUUCUGGCACUGCUGGGUGUCUUGGGGGCCACGGUAGCCACACUGCUGCCCAACUGGAAGGUGAGUGCUGAUGUGGGCUCCAACAUCAUUACAGCCAUCUCCCAGAUGCAGGGACUGUGGAUGGACUGCACCUGGUACAGCACCGGCAUGUUCAGCUGCACCCUCAAGUAUUCGGUACUGUCGCUGCCCGCCUACCUGCAGACAGCCCGCAGUGCCAUGGUGCUCUCUUGCGUGCUGGCUACCCUAGGCCUCUGCCUUGCCACUCUGGGACUCAAGUGUGCCCGCUGGGGAGGUGGUCAGAGGGCCAAGGGUCGUGCCGCUUUGGCCAGCGGCUCCUGCUUCGUGCUGGCAGGAGUGCUCUGCCUGGUGCCAGCAUCUUGGUUCACCAACGAGGUCAUCACCAGCUUCUUAGACUCUAAUGUACCUGAGAGCAGCAAAUUUGAGCCAGGUGGCGCAGUGUACGUGGCCUUCGUAUCCGCAGGGUUGCUCCUGGCUGCAGGGCUGAUCUUCUGUGCAUCUUGCCCAGGGAAGAGGGAUGGUGCCCAGGAACUCACCAUCUCCCCUGCUGACAAACUACUGCAGCAGCAGAUACACCAGCAACAGCUGAUCCAGCAGCAUCUACAUCAACAGCAACUACAACAGGAGCAUCUUCACCAGGAACCACCUCACCAAAUGCGCCAGGAGCAGCAGCAGUGCUGCCCACCCACUCCAACGCACCCUCAGGAGGGCAGAGCUGAAUACAGUCUGCAGGACUACGUGUGACCUUCUCUUCAUCACUUCAUCUAGAGGACGCAGAGAGCGGGGAUUUCAUAGCUCAUUGGCUCGUCAUUCAUGAGGAGGAGCUGUGGGGGAGGCGGAGGCAGGAAACAUCGACUGGUACCUUUUCUGACUCCCCGCUCUUCAUUCUGUAGGGAGUGCAGAGGAGGCAUGGGUGCUUGCAAAGUUCUGGGGCAGUUUGCAAAUAUUCGAGCCACCCCACCCUUAUCUCUACCCAGCAAAAGCUACUGUGACUCUAGGCGGAAGAGCAUCGUCAUCAACGUACCAUCCAGCACCAGUAAACUGUGUGUAAAGGUCCUUAGAGAGAAGAAAGCAUUUGUGUAAAUGUGCAAUGGAGAGCAUUUUGUUUUUCUGUAGCUCACCAAAGGCUCAAGAAAUGACGGCUUGGUUGCUGCAGGGGAAAAGACUCGGAGGGGGGAGCCUGCUGUGAGCUGUGUAGCAGCAUUUGGAGUUCAGCUUUCUGCUGAGAACAAGCUAGCACGCUGCUCACCGGCGAGUUUAUGUAGUCAGCAGGUUACUAUCAUGCCUGUGUUGUAACCUUGACUAGACAACUUGCCUUCUUGUUUUAGAGGUGCAUGCUAUGCAAUUUAACUUUCAAAGCAGGUUAAAUCAUAGUUAUCCUAUAUGCUUUUUGUUGUAAAUCUGGUACUUUUAGUAUACGUAGAGCUCGACUCGAUCCAUGUCACCAUCCGGAGUACUUUAGUCACCACAGUGACCUUUUAAUCCCCACCACAUAAGAAGAAGGGAGGAGGUCUUGAGUAUUGGGGGUCAGUAUGAUGCCAAAAACUGUAAUAUGUGACUCACGGAAAUAGGAGGCUGCAGGCUUGUGACAGAGGGAGACCUCUCUCUGUGUGCUCAGCUGUUUCUCCGAAUGAUUUAUCUGCUCUAUUAGAGGCAUUCAAGCAAGAAAUCAUUUAAUAAUCUCCUGUUCGGUUGAGUCGGCAAGACAUCUAGAAAGGGAAUGCGUGUAGGGCACUCUCAGUGGGAUUUUGCAGUUCUCUACCACGCGCUUACAUGAAAUGUUCAUAUCAUCAUCUCAAUGCCAUUAUGUUGCGUGAAGAAAAUGAAAGGCGUGUGCCACUUAUGUGUGCUAGAUGAAUCUUAGUCUUAUGCUGGAAAAGAAGAUUCUGGUGGAAAAGAGAGCAGUUACCACAUACCUCUACCUCAAGUGUCACCGCUAACACUGUCUGUAAAAGAAUAACUAGGACAAACAUGCAAAUGGCAGGAAGCACACCGACACCCACACCAAACACACACAUUCAGGCAUGCAGUAUCAAACAUCCAGCUCCUUUCUCUGUGGGCUGUGGCAAACAGUAGGAGACACUUGGCAGAGUGCAGUCUGAGAUAAUGAUGUUCUUUGCUUUCCCCAUUAACUUCCCUUCAGCUGGGUGCACACCGCUUGUAAAUUCUAAACCCUCCACACACACACACACACACACACACA